AUGUUUUCAGGACACCCCAUUCUUGAUGAAAUCAAGAAGGGGUUUAAAUUGCGACCGACAAAAACCGUUGAUAAAUCGAAGCCGAUUAUCUACGCCGAGGGUGAAGACGAAUCAGAAGUUGCUCCGACGAAACGAGCCCCUCCGUCUGGAAUUCUUCCACCCGGGCAGGCGCCGGCACCUUCGUUUACUCUUCCGUCCACUUCAACACCAAAUGGUGUAGUCUCACCACCGCCGCCACCAGCAAGUUUUGGCUCUGGCGGAAUUCCGCCUCCUCCACCACCACCACCAGUGAUGGGUGCUGGUGGAAUUCCGCCUCCACCGCCUCCAAUGGGUGGUGGGCCUCCGCCGCCUCCACCAAUGGGAGCAGCACCACCACCGCCACAAGCUGCUAGGCCACGAACUCCGUUGAAUCCCACAUUAGCAAAACUUGGUGGAAAGUCACCAGCUACAGUGGAUCGUGGGGAAUUGCUUAAAGGAAUUCAAGGCGGAUUCAAACUUCGUAAAACGGUGACAAAUGACAAAUCCGGAUUAAUUGUGGACGAAGAAAUGAGAGAAAAAAGUGUGACUUUGAUAGAGCCAGCACCAACUUUAUUUAUUCCGCCUGAGCGUAGUCGAACUCCAAUUCGUCCACAUUCGUCCCUCGGAUUCGAAUCAGAUGAUGAUCGUUUCCGAACACCGUCGGCCCGAACCCCUGAACCGCGCGAUGAUUCACCAGAACCGCUCAUUGGUCAACGUCGGCCAAUUGUGAUGCGAUUCAAAGGCGACCCACCACCGCCACCACCGGAGUUUGGAUUCGAUUCCGAAAAAUGCAAGAUUACUUCAGAAGAUCUUGAGAAAGAAAUCAAGAAGGGAUCGGUUGCUUCAAAAAUGGCAGCGUUGAUGGGAAACAUGGGAUUCUCUCAAGAUAAAAUCGAUAAGGUUGGCACAGGUUCGCUUCCAAGAGCAACAUUCCGUCCAAGUCCAAUGCGAAGCACAUUCCUGUCUGAGGUCAAUAAUAAUCGCAAUGACGAAGCACCAAAAUCGAAGCCCGUUUCGAAAUGGGCACCUGUCGACACCAAUUACGGAUUGAAGACAGCGUCAAGAUCAAACGUCCCAUUAGAUAAACAGGAGAGAGCAACAUCAGUCAUGCGGGAACGCAGUUCGUCUUGGCUUGAUCUGUCACCACGAUCGACCGAAAGAGCACGAACACAAUCUCCAAUUCCGCUGUGUGAACGAUUGGAGUUGGACAAAAUCAAUUUGGAUGAUUAUAAUGAUAUGGGAGAAAUAAAUGAGGAAGAUUUUGAGGCCGAACAACCCAUCGAGAAGAAAACGCCAGUUCGGGAUUCAACGACAUUUAGCCGCAAGACCAAAAAUCUCCCAGAUCCAAUUAGCGUCAAAACGGAUUUCGUGACGACGCCGCGCAAGAUGCCGCAAAUUCAAGAGACACCGCCAACGCCAGCGCAAAAGAAAACUUAUGGGUACGCGAAUAACCGCUCGACAAGCAUCAACAGGUCAACGAGCCCUGUGCCAGCUGGCGAGCAAUCAUCACCGAUUUCGUCAAUGUCAUCGGCGCCCUCGCCAUCGUCGCUUUCGGCCGGGUCUGUAUCACCCGAACAGGUGCCCAAAAAACGAAUUGCGAAUCCGAACUUUGAAAAGGCCAAGGAAAAAUGGGGAGCUGUUGCCAAAGCAGAAGAGCCUCCGGUUCGAGCAUUCGGUCUUCGAGAAAGUAAAACUCCAACGAGAGAGCAAAUCUCACCAACUCGCGAUAAGACUCCGAUGAAGGAUGAUUUAUCGAAUAUUGCUACGACAACAUCCAAGGUUAUAACAAAGUCUAAACAAAAUGAAAAAGAGAAGAGCCCGCCGUGCUUUGCCGUAGUGACUUCGGCAGAGGCGAAAGGUGCUGCGGCGGUUGCUAAGGCAAAGUCCGGUUCGCCACCAUCCGCAAAAUCUACCCAAUCUACUACUACCACUACCACUACUCCAACUACCACAACAAAAAAGAAGCGCGUUGUGAAAAAGAAGCCAUCAGCAAGCACUACCGAAUCGCACUCACAUUCACCCUCACCCGCUAUCACUGCCACCGUUCCAUUGUCGAGCACUAAACCAACCCUACAGCACGAAGAGCGACGAAAAUCGAGCACACCGCUUGGCGAGGUCAAAAAAGUUUGGGGCCAGCCAGAAUCUGGAACAGUCAAAGAUCGUGCCAACAAAUUCCGAGAACAAUUGCAAGCUGACGCCGACAAAGGCAAGAAGCCGUGGCAGCAUCCCUUCAUGCCGACACCGACGGCGCGCGAGCAAUUAUUCGGCUCGUCGACGCUACCCAGAAGACACUCGAAUCAACAACCGAUACGCUAUCAGAGCACACAAACAGUGCGAGUCGUUAAUGUGCCAAUCAGCGCUCCGUGGUACUCGAGAGACCCACUCGAAUCGCGAUCGGAGGCGACGAGAUUGUCGGCCUCUUCGAAAUAUUCGCCGACAUAUAGGAUAUCAUUUGACGAAUUCACAGUUCCGCAUCCAACUCAGAUGCGCGAUCACAUUCGCUUCAAUAUCGACCUCUCGCACGAUUUGCCUCUCUCCAUUUCCCAUCGUUGA
Molecule: messenger RNA, 2571 nt
Organism: Caenorhabditis bovis
Lineage: Eukaryota; Metazoa; Nematoda; Chromadorea; Rhabditida; Rhabditidae
Source: the annotation of a GenBank genome assembly